Molecule: messenger RNA, 1813 nt
Organism: Polyodon spathula (Mississippi paddlefish)
Lineage: Eukaryota; Metazoa; Chordata; Actinopteri; Acipenseriformes; Polyodontidae
Gene: isoc1
Product: isochorismatase domain containing 1
Exons: 5
Coding region: 62-919 (285 amino acids)
Cellular component (GO): cytoplasm
Source: RefSeq, a predicted model, not a curated record
UGCAACUCUGCAGCUAGGAACAACCUGUCUUCACUCCACUUUUUACACUAGCCGGAACAUCAUGGCGGAACAACAACAGCACAGCAACAACAAUCACUUCCCGAUCUUAUUCUCCUUUUCCGUCUUCUCUCGGCCCUCAUCAUUGCCUGUCGGUUCGGGCUACGAGGUUCUGAUCCAAAAGUUCUUGUCCCUGUAUGGAGAUCAAAUCGACAUUCACCGGAAGUUUGUUAUUCAGCUUUUUUCAGAAGAAUGGGGGCAGUACAUUGAUUUACCGAAAAGCUUUGUAGUGGCAGAAAAAUGCAAACUACGAUUGGUUCCUCUGCAAAUGACAAUGACUCCACUUGGCAAUCUCACUCCAGCAACCACUGUAUUUUUUUGCUGUGAUAUGCAGGAAAGAUUCAGACCAGCUAUCAAAUACUUUGGGGAUAUUAUCAGUGUCGGGCAACGACUGCUUCAGGGGGCUCGCAUAUUGGGAAUUCCAGUUAUUGUUUCUGAACAGUACCCUAAAGGAUUGGGGAGCACAGUUCAAGAACUGGACCUAACAGGGGUGAAGCUUGUGAUCCCCAAGACCAAGUUUUCUAUGGUUUUACCUGAAGUUGAAUCAGCACUUGCAGAAAUUCCAGGAGUCCGCAGUGUUGUCUUGUUUGGGGUUGAAACCCAUGUAUGUAUCCAGCAAACAGCACUGGAUUUGAUUGGAAGGGGGUUGGAAGUUCACAUAGUAGCCGAUUCAACUUCUUCCAGAAGUAUGAUGGACAGAGUGUUUGCAUUGGAGCGUCUUGCUCGCACUGGGAUAAUAGUGACCACGAGUGAAUCUAUACUUCUGCAGCUUGUGUCUGACAAAGACCACCCCAAAUUCAAAGAGAUUCAGAAUAUUAUCAAGGCGAGUGCUCCUGAGUCAGGGCUGCUUUCCAAGGUCUAACAAGAUAAUCAUUGGUGAGAAAAGGAAGUGGUUCCAUUGCGUCGUGAUUUAAAUAAAUAAAUAAAUACAUUUUAAAAAAGGCACCAGAAUUAUCACAGGCUUUCUCGUCAGGUUCAAGGUAUAAAGCAUGUACACCUUUCUUGCAAAAGAUGUGCUGAUGUGUUUUGUGUAAUCACAUCAGUGUUGUUAAAUGGUAAUACCCCUCAGAACUGUAGCGUUUCUGUGUGGUAAAAAUGUAAUGUUGUAGGAAAAGGAGGUGCCUACAGUAACUAUUCACAGUCUGCAUUGAUAGAGGUGCCUACAGUAACUAUUCACAGUCUGCAUUGAUAGAGGUGCCUACAGUAACUAUUCACAGUCUGCAUUGAUAGAGGUGCCUACAGUAACUAUUCACAGUCUGCAUUGAUAGAGGUGCCUACAGUAACUAUUCACAGUCUGCAUUGAUAGAGGUGCCUACAGUAACUAUUCACAGUCUGCAUUGAUAGAGGUGCCUACAGUAACUAUUCACAGUCUGCAUUGAUAGAUGUGCCUACAGUAACUAUUCACAGUCUGCAUUGAUAGAGGUGCCUACAGUAACUAUUCACAGUCUGCAUUGAUAGAGGUGCCUACAGUAACUAUUCACAGUCUGCAUUGAUAGAGGUGCCUACAGUAACUAUUCACAGUCUGCAUUGAUAGAGGUGCCUACAGUAACUAUUCACAGUCUGCAUUGAUUGUAAAACGAAGGUACUUUUUGUGGAGCCUCUUGUGUUAAUCUUGAUAUCUUUAUUUCAACAGAUGUAGUCUAAAUAGUUAUAAAUUCAUGCAUAUUUUAUUUUAAAUAACAAGUAUUUUGUCUGUCUGUCAAUCAAAUGAUCAGUGUAUCUAUCCCUCUAACAGGACAUAAAUUGAGUUCUCUAA